AUGGCACCUAUCGGCACCUUCUACGGUGCACCCACCCAACGUCAGUCCGUGAUUGUCCGCUCCGUCGCAGCGAUAACGGGUCAGGAGCUCAUCAUACCCGAAUUCAAAAUGGGCGUGACGAACAAGGCACCCGAGUUCCUCGCGCGCUUCCCGGCUGGCAAGAUCCCCGCGUUCGAGGAUUCUGACGGCUUUCUGCUCACGGAGGGCGCCACCAUCGCCCAUUACCUUGCCUCGCUGAAGCCCGAGAGUGGGCUCAUAGGCCGAGACGUGAAGGAAGAAGCGGCUAUCGGCCAGUGGGUACACUUCGCCGAAACGGACAUUCAGCCAAACAUUGAGACGAUUUACUACUUCAUCGUUGGGUAUGCCAGCGGGUACUCACCCGAGUUUUCGCAAUGGUUGUAUAACCGCGCCAUAAUUGCGCUAAACCAGGUCGAGAAAUAUCUUAGCGAUGGAGGGCGCGAGUACCUUGUCGGCGGGCGCCUCACGGUCGCAGAUUUGACGGUGGCCGCCGUCGUCCAGUUUGCUUUGCGAGUGAUUCUUGGGAAAGCGGAGCGGGAGGCGCUUCCGCGCACGAUAGCACAUCUCGAGCGUAUCGUUGGCGAUGCCCGUCUCAAGGGCGAGUUUCCGCCUCAGGAGUACCUGGAAGUGAGGCUCGACGGGAGCCCGCUGAAGAAGGACUAG
This is a messenger RNA of Coniophora puteana RWD-64-598 SS2, 681 nucleotides long. RefSeq names its product glutathione S-transferase C-terminal-like protein. Gene Ontology annotation, biological process: translational elongation. The record is from RefSeq and is a predicted model, not a curated record. The coding region runs from base 1 to 681 and encodes 226 amino acids. Lineage: Eukaryota; Fungi; Basidiomycota; Agaricomycetes; Boletales; Coniophoraceae. The transcript is spliced from 3 exons. Gene Ontology annotation, cellular component: cytoplasm; nucleus.